This is a messenger RNA of Spinacia oleracea (spinach), 821 nucleotides long. Its product is annotated as heavy metal-associated isoprenylated plant protein 19-like. The coding region runs from base 386 to 757 and encodes 123 amino acids. Gene Ontology annotation, molecular function: metal ion binding. Lineage: Eukaryota; Viridiplantae; Streptophyta; Magnoliopsida; Caryophyllales; Amaranthaceae. The transcript is spliced from 2 exons. The record is from RefSeq and is a predicted model, not a curated record.
UAACCCCCUAUAUUUCACAUAAUCAUGUUAUAUUUUAUCAAUUUUUCUAAUUAAUAGACUUAAUGGGUAAACAUAAACAAGGACGAGAUAACCAAGUACGGAAGAUAAGCUUGGCCAUCUAUUUUCUUUGUCUCCUCCUAGCUUUUUCCUAAACAGAAAUCUCGUCACAUUGUGCUUCUUAAUACGUAGUAUUGUUGUUUAAUAAAUCAUCAAUAGUUUACAAAUUAAAUAUCCAAACAAGAACAUAAAGAAUGGGCAAAGAUAAUAACUUAUGGUUUAAUCAUAAUAUUUCUAUAUUAUUUUCUAUUAUUUUCAAUAUGUUUAUACAUGUAUAUUUUGACAUGAUGAUGUUUUCUAGGUAGUUGAAGUGCAUUUCAACAUAUCCAUGCAUUGCGGUGCAUGUGAGAAAAAAGUGGCCAAUAUCAUCUCCAAAAUUAAAGGAGUUGAAAAGUUUAUUACUGAUAUGAGAAGACAUAGAGUAAUAGUAACAGGGAGAUUUUGUCCGGAGAAGAUUUCAAAGAAACUAAAGAAAAAGACGGGGAAAAAAGUGAAAAUUAUAAUAUUUGAAGACGGUGAUAAUAAAGAUAAGAGAAUAACAUCAAAAGAAGGAGCAACGAAUUUGGGUGGAGACGAUUCCGAUCAUCAUACUAUUAUUUUAGAUAAAUUUUCAAUAUUGUAUGAUGGAAAUUGUGGGAAUGAUAACACAAUAUUUACAAUAUUUAGUGACGAAAAUGCAAACUCUUGCUCGAUAAUGUAGUUUAAUGCGACAAUAUUGUGAUUCAAUAAUAUCUAAUACAUUUUUUAUUCUUUUAGUUUGAACA